GUGCAUGGGAAAUUGAAAGAAGAAAACUUUGUUACCGUUUUCCAGUACUGGACAAGAAAGGUAUCAGUAUAGUGUACAGUAUACCAAGAGCUUGUCUUAACCGUUUAGGCGUAAGACUGCAUCCAUAGGUUUUAAAUUAUUCCUACAAUAAUAUAUUAAUAACUUACUGACCGAGAGUGAGGGCAGUAUGGGAAAAUAUCCAACCGAGGUCUUGCUGUAUUGACCGAGCGAUAGCGAGGUCAAUACAGCAAGACUGCGAGGUUGGAUAAUUCCCCGUACUGCCCGAACGGUUGAGGUUAGUAAGUUUUUUAUUAUAUGGCAUUGUACGUUUGUAAAAAAUAGAAGAAAAGGUCACGCGAGGGCAAAGUACAAAGUCCGAAACAGUUUGCAAAAAAAAAAACAAUUGUAAAAAAUGUUCUUUGGUUAGUAAAACUGCUGUACAGUACUUUUUAUAUAGAAUACUAACACAGUUUGGAUAGUAUUUCAAGAAAAAUACGAGGUAUUUCGUCAUUUAAUCAAAGACAACAAAUAUGAAAACAAUAUUCAAGAAAAUUACAAAAACAAGUACGUUUUUAGUUCGCUUCAUCUCAUAUUUAUGUCUCUUUUUAUCUAACAAAAACAGAAAUUUUCAGGGAAAAAUUAUAAAUCUGUGGCUGUUUUAGUUGUAUUUUUUAUUUAGGAUGAUGUCAAAUUCCUCCUGGCUAUCUGCAAAUAGAAUUUGCAGCUUUUCGCAUUGGCAAAACACAACUAUUCCUGACUGCUUUUAUAGUUAUAAACAUUGUAAAAUUUACCUUCAACUUGUAAUUUUGACUUUCGCUAACAAAAACGUAUGGAGAAAGUUCUUUAACCACAGCAGUUGCUCCUCUUUUUAUUUUAGGUUUAUUUUUCUUCGUUUUGAAUAGUUCUGAAAGACUUUUAGACACUUUUUGCUGUUUGAAACAAUAAUGAAACUCGGCUCUCGUCGCAGGGCAAUAAAAAUUACGUAUUGCCCGUGGGCAAUACGGGAAAAUCCUGCCUCGUCAGCAGCCAAUUGGCAUGAGAUGCUUAGCUUUACACAACGAGGCUUGUCAACGAGAACUUGUCGUUUUUAGUCGUACACAUGCACGAGCGAAUAAAAUUUAUCAUGAUUUAACUUUUUUCAAGAGUGAAAACUACUCGCGUGUUUACGAUUUUUGCCCUGUUAUUGAUCGGCGAUCGCGCACGUUAUUUCCAGUCCUGGAACCCAUUAGUGAUAUCAUACUUUGAUAUUCCAUAGUGCGUCUCAACGCUUAAGGCUCUGAUUAUUGUGGACGUACAAAACGACUUUAUCAGUGGGUCGCUCAGACUGGAUCGUUGUCCCGCUAAGGAAGAUGCAGAAGAGGUCGUUCCUGUCAUUAACCAAUUAAUUCAAGAUGGCUCAUUUGGUGUACUGGCAUACACACACGACUGGCAUCCGGCGGAUCACUGCUCGUAUCUCUCAAACAUUAAACAUCACUUAACAUCCGUGUAUUCAUCAGUGAAUAUUGAAGAACUGAACGUGUUUGAUAUAGUUACCUUAACCAAGCCUUUUGAAUUGAAACAAGUGAUGUGGCCAGAUCAUUGUUUGCAAAAUAGCUGGGGAGCUGAGUUGCAUAAAGAUUUGAGGGCAAGUUUAUUAUUUUGCAGUUUAUUGUAUGGGCUGUAUAUACGUAUCUUAUGCGAGCCUUUCUCACGAAGGCCAAAUUCGCCAUUUUGAGGGUACUUUUUUUAAAACGACGUGAAAAAUCUAAGCGAUGUGAAAACAUUUUUUCAAAAUUUAACUGUAAAUUAACUUAUGAUGAUCAUACUCACAAUUAUAGUUAUACAAAUCCCGUAUUCACUUGCGUAUACAAUCUCAGAUUUGGAAAAGGCAGUACCCCAAAAAUGGGGGCGUGAGAAAGGCUAAAUUAGUAAGUGUGAGUAUAAUCAUCAUAAUUUAUUCUUAUACUAGAAAUACAUGCAUGAUGCAACAACCCCUCACCUAUAUUUUCCUAACGAUCAUUUUUAAUUUUUUUAUUUCUUUUGUACAAUAUGGCAAAAACCUGAAAGAUUAGUACUUUAACUGUGUCUAUACAAGAAUCAAUUUCCGAAAUAUAUACCAUUAGAAACCAUUACCACUAUGCCUGGGAAGAUUUUUUCCUUAAUUUUUUUUCUGGGAAUAAAUUUUUGGUUUUGUCUCCCCCAACCCCUUCCCCAUCACUUUUCUAAUGGUCCGUCCCUAAGUAUGUUAUUUUGCAUUUUGUGUGCUUUAUUUAAUGAAAAAUUUAAUCUGAAACGCUUCGUAUAGAAUGUUUAGAAAUGUCAUUCAACUAAACUGCUUUUAUUCACCUGAGUACAUUACACCAACACAGCAAAUAUCAAAACUUUUUUUCUUAAUAAAACAAAAUUAGUUCAAAAUUCAAAUUAUUGAAUAAUUUCAGUUCGGUAUUGAAAUUAAUUUGCUUCUUAAACUAAACGGGCAAUUUACGAAACUUACAGCUACUGUACAUUGAAAAGGAAAGCAGUGCAUGUUUAAAGCAACAAAAUUCACAAACAUUAAAAAUAAAUAUUCAAAGCAAACUUUCCCUAUAUUUUACGAUUCCCCACAGUAUAUCAUUCUCAUUUCUUCAAAGCGAAAUUGCUUCAAAGCUCAUUGUAUGAAACGAUUUUCUAAAUACAUGUUUUUGAAAAUUAAAAUUUUUCUUAUCCCACUCCUGGCAAACAGCCAUAUUUUUGAGAUCAGUGAGGAGGUCCACCCAUACACCAUGACACCAUGCACUUUAUAGACUUCGCUGCCUAAUGCUUUCCUUUCCCCGGGUGUAAAUAGGCGAGCUGAAUCAGUACCCUCAACCCGGGCUUACCGUUGGAAAAUUCAACGCGACGUUUGAGAAGUUAAAUCAUAUAUACCGUCGAAAGUCGGAUAUUAUUAAUAGCGAUUUUGAAACACCCCAAAGUAAUUAAUUGUCAAUCAUACAUUCAAAUAUAGAAACCUGACGUUGAUAACGAUAUCGUGGUGUAUAAAGGACAGUCCUCAGAUGUCGACAGUUAUUCAGCAUUCUUUGACAAUGGCAAAUGUCAUCAAACAGAUCUCUUUCUCAAGUUGUUGAAACGGGGCGUUACUGAUGCGUACAUGGUUGGUUUAGCGUUUGAUGUUUGCGUAGCUUAUUCUGCAAUUGACGCAGCUCAUCUUGGCUUUAACACUGUUGUUAUCGAAGAUGCUUGCCGAGGAGUUGCUUUGAAAUCGAAAGAGGAGAUGAAAAGGAAAUUUGCUGAGCUUGACAUUGAACUUUCGCAGAUUUCAGAUAUCAUUAAGAGUUAA
This is a messenger RNA of Paramuricea clavata, 3295 nucleotides long. The record is from the annotation of a GenBank genome assembly. NCBI's taxonomy places the organism in Eukaryota, Metazoa, Cnidaria, Anthozoa, Malacalcyonacea, Plexauridae.